AUGAUACCGCUAAAGGAUUACACGGCCAAGGACAGUGACGUCACACUCAUAUCCGACUACGGAGAUAAUAUGUCAUUUUAUCGCUUCCGUAAGUCAUGUAUCACGACUGAACCCGCCCGCGCCCGCUACAAUACAUACAUAGUAUUAGAAACUGUUAUCAAUAGUAAUGUUUUGAUCUGUGGCCAUGUCGACUGUCGUGUCAACGAGCCGUAG
Molecule: messenger RNA, 213 nt
Organism: Danaus chrysippus (African queen)
Lineage: Eukaryota; Metazoa; Arthropoda; Insecta; Lepidoptera; Nymphalidae
Source: the annotation of a GenBank genome assembly